Messenger RNA from Closterium sp. NIES-65, 4140 nucleotides. NCBI's taxonomy places the organism in Eukaryota, Viridiplantae, Streptophyta, Zygnematophyceae, Desmidiales, Closteriaceae. The record is from the annotation of a GenBank genome assembly.
AUGCCUUUCUCCCUAUUUUGCUUACCACUCGGGCUAUCGUCAAGGCCUUGCUUUUCACCAACUCAUGCACUUUCGCUCCCCUCUUACUCCAUACCCCCUCCCUCCCCUGUUCCGCCCCUACCGCGUCCGCCAAUCCGACUAACACCCCCCCCCCCCCCUCCCCCCUCUUCCCCUUCCCCUCUGACCCUCCCCCCUCACACCUCCCCUUCAACACUCCCGCGUCUCCGCCGGCCCCGCUUCCGCCUUCCGCAGCCGCGCGAGACCCCGCUCCCCCUGCGCCAGCGCCACCGCCUGCAGCUGCACGUGGCCAUCCCCGGCAGUCCCGAGGGGCACGAUGGGGGAGCGCAAGACGGAACCCACAGGGCGGGGGUGGCUGGUUCCGCCGCCGGCGCUAAUGCAGCGAGUGCGCGGAUAGGCGCAGGCACGGGCAUGGGGAUGGGGGGGGGCAUGGGUAUGGGAGGCGCAGGGAUAGAGACAGACAUUGGCGACCUUCCAUGGAGCAUGGGGGAUGGGAUGGGGCCAUCCUUAUCUUAUUCAGGAGCAGGCGCAGGAGCAGGGGCAGCAGGAGCAGGAGAAGCAGCAGGGGGUGAGCUGAGUCCCCCCAGCAGGGCGGUGGAUGCUCUCAUUGGGAGCUCCGUGGAGUCUUUCCUCUUUGAUGACAUGGACAGCUUCUUUGGAGCAUCGCUCAACAUUGUCACCUCCCCUCCUGUCUCCUCCGCUCCUGACAUCCUCACCCUUGAUCAGGCCUCCUCCCCUUCGUCCUCUCUCUCCUCCCCCACGCUCCCCUCCUCUCCCUCUGCUGCAACCGUCCCUGGAUCGACCACACAUGGGUCGUCCCAGUCACCGUCUCAUCCCUCCUCCACCCACCCUCCUUCAUAUCCGCCUGCUUCGGCCGCGUUCUCUGCAGCUGCUGAGUCAGGUGGUCUUGCCGCUGAGUCAGAUGGCCUAGCCGCUGAGUCAGGUGGUGCGGACGCACGGGCUUCGGCUGAUUCCCAGGGACACGUGGCGGAUCAGGGAGCAACGACAGCUGCAGCCGCAGCAACAGCAACAGCAGGAGAAGCUGCUGGGGAAGACGAAGCGGCAGGAGCAGGAGGAGCAGGAGGAGAGAGCGACCCAGCACGAACCAGCACAGGGGGCAGUGAGGGAAGGCGGCAGGGGCAAGAAGAAGCAGGGAAGAGCACAGCACCAGGGGGAUUGUCACUUCCCAACAGCAUCCACAGCGGCUCUACCAGCAAACUGGAGGCUCUGAACCGCCUGGGAGUGGGUCUCGAGGAUCUUAGACUGCUGGUGGUAGCAACAACCUCUACGCAAGCAGCCUCAGCAUCAGCAUCAUCACCAACAGCAGCAGCAGCAGCAGCAGCAGCAGCAGCAGCAGGAGGUGCAGGAACCUUUCCAGAAGAACCCGCCGUGCGCUCCCCUCGGUGGAGCUCAAUGGAUGCCCCGGCUUCGCCUCGCCUCUCCUCCUUCCUCUCCCCCCGCCGCACCUUCCGAAACGAAAUGAGGCGGCAGCGGUGGGGGAGAGACGGGAGGGACGGGAGGGAGGGGUCUGCUAGUCCUGGUUCCUCCCCUGGUGUAUCCCCUCGGGGGUUUAGGGAGGGAGUAGGGUUCAGGGGCGGGUUUAGGUCUUUGUCGGUUGGGGGGGAGGUGGGGACCGUGGGGUGGAGGUAUGCUGCUGGGAGCAGUGGGCUUAGGCAGGUGGAAGGGGGGAGGCGCGCGGAGGACGAGGAAGGGAGAGCGGAUGAAGGGGAAAAAAUGGGGGAGGAGAGGACAAGGAGGGGGGAGGACGGGGGAAAGGAAGAGGUGGACCCUUCUGCUGUUCCUCCCCAUGCUGCUUCCCCCUCUGCUGAUCCCCCCUCUGCUGAUCCUUCCCCUGCUGUUCCCUCUCCUGCUCUCCCACCCACUGCUGUGGGACCAGCCUCACCCCCCCUCCACUCUAUGGUGCCGCUACUGCAAUCCCUCCUGGCGCAACUCGACUCGACAGGCUUGUCUGGGGGAAAGGAUGAGGUGGAAGGGCAGCAGGAGGGGGUGUCGGAGGGCGUGGUGGGAGGUGGAGUGCAGUGGGAAGGAGCAGGUGGAAGAGAUGGGGAGGGUGAGGCGGGUGAACUAGGUCAACGGGUUCGGAAGAGGGACGCAGCGAGGGAACUCGAAAAGGCUCUUAGAACUUUCCUAGGUAUGAUUGGGGAGAGCGGGGGAGGGGAGGGGGUGGCGGUGGCAGGGGGGAGUGGAGGAACAGAAGGGGAGGAAAGAGAGGGCGGUGACGAGACAAGGGUGCUUGGGAGGGAGGGAAGCGCAGGGGAGUGCAGAGCCCCGGGUGAUGACUUGUCAGGUGAAAUCCGGGCAGGCGAGGGUACAGGUGAGCUAGAGAGUGGUAGGUUACUGUUGGUGAAGGGAGGAGUGUCGAUUGUGGGAGAUGUGGAAGGAGGUGCUGGGCUGGGGGCGGAGGGGAAGAGGAGAGAGGAGGGGAAGGGGAGGGAGAUGGAGGAGUGUGGAGAAGAGGAAAGUGGAAUGGAAACAAAGAGGGAGGGGGAGGAGCGGGAUGCAAGCGCGGAAAAGGAGGACAAGGAGGAAAAGGAGGAAAAAGAGGAAAAAGAGCAGAGGGAGGGCGAUUCAUCAUCAUCAGAGGAGGAGUUUUACGAGGCAGAGGAGGGAGGCGAUGCCAUGAGUAGUCUGGGCCUGGGGGAGGAGGAGGACGCUGUGGUCGACGCUUUCCUCAACUACCAGGAUGACGAUGAGGGGACCGUGGGGACCGUGGGGGCCGGGGGGGCAGAGCGGGCAGAAGGGGCAGAGGCGGGGAAAGGGGUAGAGGUUUUGGAGGGCGGAGAGGGUGGGACAUGGGCAGAGGGGGAAAAGGGGUCUAUUUAUGAGGUGGCUCGUAAAGAGGGGCCGGCACGAGGGGAGGAUGAGACGAGUGGAGCAGUGGUGGGCGUUGCUUUGGAUGAUGGGGAUGGGACGGAGGAGGGGAAGAGGCAGGGAGGAGGGGAGGAAGGAGGGGAGGGCGAGUGGAGGAGAGCUGUGGGGAAGGGAGAGGUGGUGGUGAAGAGUGGUUUGGAUGGAAGGGAGGAGCGGGAGGAGGGGGAGAGGGGAGAUGGAGGGGAGACGAGGGUGGAAGAAAAGGAGGCGAUUGUGAUAGGGUCUAGUGUGGUCGGGGUUGAUGGCAAGAUAGAAGAAGCAAUGACUGGAUCUGGUAAAGGAGUAGAGAUGGAGGGAGAUGCAGUGGCAGAGGACGAGGCAGAGGCAGGGAGAACGAGACACAGAGAGGCCGGGGCUCACACCGGCCCAGUUUCCCACUCUCCGCCAUCAGCCCACCCCUCCCCACCAUCCCACACAUCUCCGCAAUCCCACUCUUCUUCUUCCACCAACGCCCCCCACUCUCCUUCCAGCAAGUGGGGUGCGGGGGGGUCCCUUCCCCGCCCCCUCCGCUCGUCCUCCCUCACGGUCUCCUCGUCGCUCUCUCUCUCUGCUGCUGGCUCAAGACUCAUGUCCCGCGUCCGCUCUGUCACCCGGUCGAGAAGCGGUGGGGGGAGUGCGGGUAUGGGGGCGACUGGUGAAGGAGGAGGAGGAGGAGGAGGAGGAGGAGGAGGAGGAGGAGGAGGAGGAGGAGGAGGAGGAGGAGGAGGAGGAGGAGGAGGAGGAGGAGGAGGAGGAGGAGGAGGAGGGAGUGGGGAUGGGGGGGUUGGUGCAGGGUCUGGGGAGGAUGGGAGCCCAGGAGGGGUGGGAAGGGAUGAGGGGUUGGAGAGGGGUGAGGAGGGGGUUAUGGGAGAUGGUCUGAGUGGUGAAGGGGGUGGAAAGGGACUGGAUCAGGUGGAGAGCGGUGGUGGGGGGCGUGCAGUUGUAGCGGGGGUUGGAGGAGGGGCGGUGGGAGGGGGAAGAGAUGGGGAGGAGGGAGUGGAGUCGAGAGAAGGGAGAGACGGGGGGAAGACUGGGGGUGAUGACAGGAGUGACAAAGGAGGGAAAGGGCUGGAGAAAGGAGGUGAACCAAAACAAGUACAAUUACAUCAGCAGCAACUACAAGUUGGGGGGGAUACUAAGCAUGCGGACGUGGACAACUCGACUUCUCCACUGCACACCAUGGACUCGUUGGCUGCUGCUCGUCGUAGAGCUGGCUUCACGUGCUGUGUGAGGCCGCAUGUGAAGGAGUGA